AUGAAGUUCUCCUUGAAGGCUGUUGCCUUUACCGCCCUUGUUGCCUCGACCGCUCUCGCCGCGCCCAUUGUCGAGAAGCGUGAUGCCAACUCUGACCGCAUUGGCGCUUGUUUCGUCGGCCUCCUCUUGACUGGAAGCUGGCCCGGAAGCUGCAAGGCUGCCAUCUCUGUUGAUUUGGGUCUGAUCCGCUCGAUUGCCAUCAACCAGAUGUCGAUGGACUUCACUACCGCCAACCCCUGGGCUCCCACUACGGCAUCCAACGAUGUCGUCGCCACCAUGCUCUCUAUCCCUGGCAUCACCCUUCCAAUUGACUCUGUUCGCCAGCACGUCAUCAUCAUCGAUAACGGCGUGCAACUCGGUUCCUUCGAUACCCCCUGGAGCGCCGCCAGCGUCAAGGGAGGCACCAUGAAAACUGCCUUCACGACCUCCACCCUCAACGUCUUCCCCGAUGCCAAGAGCGCCUUCUCCAACUUUGUCGGUUCGCUCUCGACCAAGGCCACCCACCCCGUCACCCUCAAGGGUGCUGUCGAUGCCAAAUUGAACCUCGGUAUCUUUGGCCACUUGACCAUCCCCGGCAUUGGAUUCAAGGCCGUCGUCCCCAUCAAGGGUUUGGACGGUUUGAAGAAUCAGAAGUAUGUCUUUGCCAUCGACAUCUCCCCUGGACUUGACGGCAACACCUACAUGACCUCGAUCCUCAACAUCAACAACCCUUCCCAGCUGUCCUUGACCUUGGGCGAUGUUAACUUUGAUUCUACCCACAAAGGUGCCCACAUCGGUAUCUCGACCGUCAAGAACUUGAAGCUCGUCCCCGGUGACAACCAGGUCGUCUCCUACACCGUUUUGGACAUGGAAUUGGAAGCCGCCAGGACCUUCUCCCAGGCUCUGUACACGAGCGAUGAAAUUAUGGGCAUCGGUGGUUACGCCAACAGCUCCACCAACCCCGCCUUGAACGCUGGUUUGGCUGCCGUCAAGUCUGGUGUCACUAUCCCCAUGAACUUCCAGGGACUGCACUUGUCCCAGGCCCCCUACAAGAACUGGUCCCUCAAGAUUUCGACCGCCAGAGUCGCCACCGUCACCGCCACCUUCCAGUCCCCUUACUACGGCAUCCCCUACGAGUUUACCGCCUCCAACCCCUCCGGAUAUAUUAACCAGGUCAAGGCUGGUGAAGGCAUUUCUAAUGACGCAGUCGAAAAACAAAUCUGGAAGUUCAAGGACGGCCUCAAGUUCAAGGUCUCUGGCUCCGGCGCCACCACCGUCUCCUUCGAAGUCGAUCUCCCCAAGACGGUUUCCCCCAUCCAGGCCAAGGCUUUCACCGACAUGUCGAACUACUCAAAGGCCAACGGCGGUGCCAUCCCCAUCUCCGUCGAUUGGAUGCCCAUGAUUAUCAUCAACGGCGAUGGCACCGAGCGCGCGGUUGACUGGACUACUGUCGGAAACGCUUUGAACGAUAUCAAGCUCACCAUUGGUGAUGACUUUGCCAACAUCUUUAUCAAGUAA
This is a messenger RNA of Linnemannia hyalina, 1497 nucleotides long. Lineage: Eukaryota; Fungi; Mortierellomycota; Mortierellomycetes; Mortierellales; Mortierellaceae. The record is from the annotation of a GenBank genome assembly.